AUGCGAAUACAAUUUGAUAAAAUUGAACCAUAUGCUAUAACGGGUGAUAGUUUUCCACUAUAUGUUGUUGAUGCAUCUAAAGUUGGCAUGUGCUAUUUGUGCGUCCAUCAACAGGGUGAAUCCAUGGACAAACAAAAACAUCAUAGUUUAAUUGUGGACGUGACUGGUGAAACUCGACUUAAUAAUAAGGGUACAAUUGAGGAGUUAAUUGAACUGAUGGUCCAUGUUACCGCUAAAGCAAAAGCAGAUGAAACAAAAUAUCAUUACGGACGAGUGACGAUAGCUCCAGAUGAAGAUUUGAUUCAUAUAGUUGAUCGAUUAUACAACAUUAUGUACGUCACACCAAAUCAAUGGACCUCACAACUUCGACAUAUUGUAAGUAGUAGCUUUGUUGUUUAUGCAUACUAG
Messenger RNA from Rotaria sp. Silwood2, 408 nucleotides. Lineage: Eukaryota; Metazoa; Rotifera; Eurotatoria; Philodinida; Philodinidae. The record is from the annotation of a GenBank genome assembly.